UGCAGUGUGUAAACAGCCGGAAAAGAGGGCAGAGAGGAACACCGCGUUCCCGCGCGGAGAACAAACGAGAGAGCAAAGGCAGAAUUCGAAGAAAGAGAAGUAGAGGGAACGGUUCUUCGCUCGAUUCUAGAGUUCUCCCCCGGCUCUGCUGUACGUAGUUCCAACGGGGGUAACGGAACGAGAGGGAGGGACAGUCGGGCAGCUCGAAAAACAACGAAAAUCACCGAGCGAGGAAAGGGAAAAAUUGGGAUCAGGGCACGCGAACGCUGAACCGCAAACACGAAAGUAUGGAUUGAAAUAAAUAGACCGAAGCAACGUAUCGAAUAAAGGGAAGAAAGGCGAGGGGUGGCGAUGCCAGAGUGGAAGGGAGAGAGGGAGAAGUACGGGCGGCAGUGGUGGAAGCAGUGGCGCCUUUAAAGAUGGCUUCGGUGGGUAGCAUGGCGUGGAGCGAGCAAACCGAAAAAUUGUGGAAAAUCCUUGAAGAGUUCGCGAGUAUCGGGUAAACAGGGUGCCGGACCGUGUAUCGGAGAAACAGUCGAGAGGGUGUGUUCGUGGCGGCCGCGAGCAAAGCGCUCGUGAUUCGAGGAUGUUCGGCCGACCGUGGAGGGGAAGAGGAAUCUCGACGCGAUGCGGAGAGAGCAGACGAAUCUAGCCGCACUCGUCAUACUACCCCGUGUCGAGUGACAGUCGCUUACGUAACGGAUUAUUCUCGCUAUGAUAACGAUAUUCCAGCCGCGGACGCGAAACAAGAAACUAUUUUACCGGGUUAUUCGCGGCGGCGCUGGCCAGCAGCAAUCCGCUCGAAAUAAGCAUCGCGACUGACCUGAAUUUCCUCUGUCGCUCGUCCCGAUAUCUCAGCGUGUUACGCUCCCGUUCGACGCUGCGCUGCCCGUUCUCACCUUCAUCCGGGAGUCGCCGGGAAAUAACCGAAACGGAGCUGGUCGUCGCGGUGGAAUGAAAUUAUGACAGCGGCGCUCGUCAUGGAAAACGUGAAUUGGGAUCCCGCGUUGUCCAAGCUCUUGAAUUCUCUUCAAGAGAACAAAAACGAAAUACCCAGCUGCACGGACGAGGAGUUCGGCUUCCUGAGCGAUUUGCUGCAGUCGAAGGAAUUGAACGCAUUGGUGAAUGUCCACAAUAAAAUUGUGAACAAUGUCAAGGACGACAAGUUCUUCCCGGUUCUCUCGAAUUCCAUGGACAUCGACAUCGAGGUUUUGGACUUGCUGUCGACGAAAACGCACAUCUCGAAAGACUGCAAAGAGUUGUUCCAUCUUCUCCAAAAACCGCACAUACAGGGCCUUUUGUGCGCGCACGACGCGGUCGCUCAGAAGGACUAUUAUCCCCGUUUGCCGGAAAUCCCUCUGGAAGUGGACGAGGACGAGGAAACGGUGAAGAUCGUGCAGUUGGUGAAGUCGAACGAGCCCUUGUGUGGCACUGGCGGUGAACCGAUCGUGGGGGCGACCAUAAAAACGUGCGAAGACACCGGCAAGAUCGUGAUAGCGCGAAUAAUGCACGGCGGAGCAGCCGAUAGAUCCGGUCUCAUUCACGUCGGCGACGAGGUUUGCGAGGUCAACGGCAUCAGCGUCGAGGGGAAAACUCCGAACUGUGUUCUCAAGAUACUGCAAAAUUCAGAGGGCACGAUCACGUUUAAAAUUGUUCCGGCGGACAGCAAAGGAGGUAUUCGAGAAAGUAAGGUACGCGUCAGGGCGCAUUUUUCGUACAAGGCUUCGGACGAUCCGUACAUACCUUGCAAAGAGGCUGGACUCGACUUCACCAAGGGUGACGUUCUUCACAUCGUCAGCCAGGAUGACGCUUAUUGGUGGCAGGCCAGACGCGAAGGUGAUCGAAAUAUGAGAGCUGGCUUGAUCCCCAGUAGAGCUCUUCAGGAAAGACAAAUUAUUCUUCAGAGACAAAAGAAGGAAAAAACCGAUGACGACAAUAUAAGCUUGUGUUCUGUUCCAGUGCCUUUGCCUUCAUUGUGCCCCCGUCCCAGUACCUCUUUGCACGCCUCGCCCACAAAGUGCAACUUGCAGGGAGUAAAAACUAAAAAAAUCAUGUAUGACGCUGCAGAGAACGACGAUUUCGACCGGGAAGAAAUACCGACCUACGAAGAGGUCGCGAAGCUCUACCCGAGACCAGGUCUCUACCGGCCGGUGGUUCUGAUCGGGCCACCGGGAGUUGGCAGGAACGAGCUCAAGAGGCGACUCAUGGCCGCCGAUCCCGAUAAGUACAAGACGCCCGUGCCUUAUACCUCGAGACCACCGAGACCGGGCGAGAUCAACGGUAAAGAGUACCAUUUCGUGAGCCGUGAAAACAUGGAGGAGGAAAUCGACGCUGGCAAGUUUAUAGAGUACGGCGAGUACAAGGGCAAUCUGUACGGUACCAGUUCCGAGAGCGUGAGCUCCUUGAUAAACGCCGGUUACGUGUGCCUCCUGAACCCGCACUAUCAAGCUCUCAAGAUGCUGCGUACGCCGCAAACGAAACCGUACGUGAUAUACGUGAAACCGCCGAGGUUCGAAAUAUUGAAAGAAACGAGGAACGACGCAAGAGCCAGAUCGACCUUCGACGAGAGCAACUCUCGGGGAUUCACGGACGAGGAGUUUCAAGAAAUCCUGCACAGCGCGGCCAGGAUAGAAUUUCUGUACUCCCAUCUGUUCGACGAAGUGAUAGUGAACGCGGAUCUCUCUAUGGCGUUCGAGCAACUGGUGAACGCGGUUCAUCGAGUAGAAUCGGAACCGCUCUGGGUACCUGCUUCGUGGGUUCAAUAAAUCUCGCUUGGACGAGAACAGACCGAACGGUCGAGAAGACCGGGACGAACGAGUCUGUUUGUUAUCGAUGCUCCCUAAACACUUACAUAAGACCGACGAUGCUUUUCUUGAAGUUUCUCAGGCAAAAUUCUUCGGUAAACCGCAUUCGGACUUUCUCCUCCUAUCUUCUACGAUGUUUAGAGUUGCCCGAUACUUCCGAGUAAUACUUUCUACCCGUAGACACGCGUAAGCCGUGAGUUCGAGCUUACAGGUAUUUCUAUCACAUAUUCCAUUACGAGCGAUCGUUUCACGUUAGCUCCGUCGUCACCGCCAGGUCGCGAGCAACACUCCUCAGAUAAUGAAUCGGUGGUUCGACGUGGGACUUGACGAAUACCCGCGGUUUAUCGAAUAUUUUUGCAAAAUAAAAAAAAUACCUUGUUCCAAAUGGUUCCGUCGUUACACGGUCCGUUGCGCGUUCGACGCUCAUUUUUAAGAUCUGGACUGCCUCGGGUCGCGAACCCGGCGAUCGCGUCGCGACUUAUCGCCGGCGAAUGCAAAUCGGUCUGUCUACGAGGUAUGUAGAUCAGCGACGCGUCUCAAGGUGUAUCGAGGGGAACGCAAGAACCGCGUUAAUGUUCUUACGUAAUACUGGGAUCAACGAUUGUAAAUGAUGCAUCGCUUGGACGGAUAGGAAAUUUAAAGUAAUUCGAAAUGUUCGACAUUGAGAUAGGCGCGAACGCGCACGCGCGCGAGCGCUGCUACCACGCAUGACCUUUGAUCCCAAUUGUUGUUGAUUGUUGCCAAAUAAGUAUCGUACCUAGAACAUGGUGGGAAUCACCUCACGUUUAUUGUAUUUUUCACUCGAUCAGCAUUGCCACGAUAUCGCUAUUUUUUUCAUAAUUAAAGGGCUGCCAGCGCGAGGAACGUUUAUGCGCGCUAUCGUGUCAGCGUUGCAUUAAAUAGCUCAUCCUCGAUGUAAACUCUGUAUGUUAUCAGAAAUAU
Molecule: messenger RNA, 3746 nt
Organism: Nomia melanderi (Alkali bee)
Lineage: Eukaryota; Metazoa; Arthropoda; Insecta; Hymenoptera; Halictidae
Gene: metro
Product: membrane palmitoylated protein 7-like protein metro
Molecular function (GO): protein binding
Source: RefSeq, a predicted model, not a curated record